This is a messenger RNA of Lotus japonicus, 3711 nucleotides long. RefSeq lists its product as uncharacterized. Gene Ontology annotation, biological process: DNA integration. Lineage: Eukaryota; Viridiplantae; Streptophyta; Magnoliopsida; Fabales; Fabaceae. The record is from RefSeq and is a predicted model, not a curated record. Gene Ontology annotation, molecular function: RNA-DNA hybrid ribonuclease activity; nucleic acid binding. The transcript is spliced from 3 exons. The coding region runs from base 1 to 3711 and encodes 1236 amino acids.
AUGCAUUCCAUAAAUGCAGUGUAUUCCAAUGAUUGGGGAAGCUGGGCUAUUAAUCAACCUGAUAUUACUUUCACUGUACGCGAUUUUGAAGGAGUUCAACCUCAUGAAGAUGACCCAAUUGUGGUGAUGUUAAGAAUUGCUGAUUAUGAGAUUGAAAGAGUAUUAUUGGACCAGGGAAGUUCAGCUGACUUGAUAUAUGGUGAUGCGUUUGAGAAGUUGGGGCUGACAGAGUCGGAUUUGUUACCUUAUGAUGGAGCUUUGGUGGGAUUUUCAGGAGAAAAAGUCUAUGUUAGGGGAUAUGUGGAGCUGAAUACAGUUUUUGGCAAAGGGAAGAAUGCGGAGUCAUUUUCCAUCAAGUUUUUGGUAGUAAAAUGUACUUCGCCAUACAAUGUACUUAUCGGAAGGCCCUCGUUGAACAGGUUGGAGGCGAUCAUCUCAACAAGGCAUUUGACAGCUAAAUAUCCUUUAAGCAAGGGUGGAGUUGGAAUUUUAAAGGCGGAUCAGUUGGUGGCUCGCAAGUGUUAUUCAGAAAGUUUUAAGCAGUAUGGUCACUUGGGAAAGAAAGCGGUAAAGGAGGGACACAGAGUUUAUGAAGUGGAAGUGGAACAAGCUGAGGUUAGUUUGGAUCCUCGGGAUGGUUUUCUUGAUCAUAAGAUGACAUCAGAGGAGGAAACUAAGGCGAUUGAGAUUGGAAAAAGAAGCCUGAAAGUUGGUGUCAACCUUACAGCGAGUCAAGAGGACAGAUUGGUGAAGUUGUUGUCACAGAACAUGGAUUUAUUCGCUUGGAGCGCCAAGGAUUUGCCUGGAAUUGACCCGAAGUUUAUUUGUCAUAAAUUGGCACUUAACCCCGGGGCGAAACCAAUUGUUCAGUUCAAGAGAAAGAUGGGUGAAGAAAAAACAGAGGCUGUUAAAGUGGAAACUAAUAAGUUACUAGAAGCAGGAUUCAUCAGAGAGGUUAAGUAUCCAACUUGGUUGGUGAAUGUAGUUAUGGUGAAGAAAGCUAAUGGGAAGUGGCGGAUGUGUACUGAUUAUACAGACUUAAAUAAGCAUUGUCCAAAAGAUUCUUACCCUUUACCAAACAUUGACAAACUUGUUGAUAGAGCAUCUGGCUUUGGCAUGCUUAGUUUAAUGGAUGCAUAUUCAGGAUAUCAUCAGAUUAGGAUGUAUCAACCUGAUGAGGAAAAGACAGCCUUCAUGACAAACCAGGCGAACUAUUGUUAUCAAACAAUGCCAUUUGGGCUGAAGAAUGCUGACGCUACGUAUCAGAGAUUGAUGGAUAAAGUGUUUGACAAGCAGGUGGGACGAAAUAUGGAAAUAUACGUUGAUGACAUGGUGGUCAAGUCAGAGGAAGUAUUGGGACAUUGUUCAGAUUUGAAGGAAGCUUUUGGUGAAUUAAGGAAGCACAAUAUGAGACUCAAUCCUGAGAAGUGUUCGUUCGGAAUUCAGAGUGGGAAGUUCUUAGGUUUCAUGAUCACAAGGAGGGGAAUUGAGGUGAAUCCAGACAAAUGUAAGGCGAUACUGGAAAUGCAGAGCCCAACUUCAGUGAAAGAUGUGCAGAAGUUAACUGGGAGGAUUGCAGCUUUGUCAAGGUUUUUACCGUGUUCUGGGAACAAAUCUGCACCAUUCUUUCAAUGUUUGCGAAAGAAUAAAGCUUUUCAGUGGACUAAAGAAUGUGAGAGUGCUUUUCAGAGUUUAAAAGAACAUUUAUCCAGCCCUCCAGUCUUAUCUAAACCAGUACCAGUUCUGUUGCAAGAGAUUAAAGGAGAUGUGAAGAUUAUAUAUUUUGUGAGCCAUGCUCUUCAAGGGGCUGAGGUUCGUUAUCAGAAAAUUGAAAAGGCGGCAUUAGCUUUAAUCAUAUCUGCCAGGAAGUUAAGACCUUAUUUUCAAGGCUUUCCUGUGGUAGUCAAAACUGACUUACCUCUUCGCCAAGUCUUACAACAGCCUGAUCUGGCUGGAAGAAUGGUAUCUUGGGCUGUUGAAUUAUUAGAGUUUGGCAUUACUUUUGAAAAGAAAGGAGAGAUUAAGGCACAGGUGCUGGUAGAUUUUGUCAAUGAGAUGUAUCAUGAGGAUAAUAGUGAAGCAGGAGAAUGGAGCUUGUCGGUAGAUGGAUCAUCAAAUGUUAAGGGCAGUGGUGCUGAGUAUGAAGCUAUCAUUGCAGGUUUGAAGCUGGCGAUAGAAAUGGGAGUUAAGAGUAUUACAAUCAAGACAGAUUCGCAGAUAGUGUCAAGACAGAUUCAAGGUGAGUAUCAGGCGAAGGAUGCACAGUUGGCAAAGUACCUAGUCAAAGCACAGGGCUUGAUAACACAAAUUGGCGAAGUAAAAAUAAAUCAUGUGCCAAGAGAUGAGAACACAAGAGUUGAUAUUUUAUCAAAAUUGGCAAGUACUAAGAAGCCGGGUAAUAAUAAGUCAGUUAUACAAGAAGUUUUGAAUAGCCCAAGUAUUGAGGCUGAUGAAGUUAUGGCAGUACCGGCAAUCACAUGUUUAGAUUGGAUGGGGCGAGUGAAGAAAUGUUUGGAAGCAGAAGGGGCGGAGCUAGCCAUGUUCACAAAGGAUCAGAUUCGAGAGGCAAGUCAUUACACUCUCCUUGGCGAUCAAUUGUACAGAAGAGGAGUUGGAGUGCCGCUUUUAAGAUGUGUUUCAGAGGAGGAUGCAGAGCGAAUCAUGUUUGAGGUUCAUGAGGGGGUUUGUGCAAGUCAUAUUGGAGGCAGAUCGUUGGCAGCUAAAGUUUUAAGGGCAGGAUUCUACUGGCCGACAUUAAGAUCAGACUGUAUGGAUUAUGUGAAAAAAUGUGACAAAUGUCAGAUUUACGCAGACUUACACAGAGCACCGCCUGAAGAGUUGAGUUCGAUGAGUUCGUCAUGGCCAUUCGCGAUGUGGGGCGUGGAUAUUUUGGGACCUUUUACACCAGCGGGGUCACAGGUUCGAUAUGUUUUAGUGGCGGUUGACUAUUUUACUAAGUGGAUUGAGGCGAAGUCAAUGGCAAGAAUCACGGCAGAGAAGGUUAAAAGGUUUUACUGGAGGAAGUUGAUUUGCAGGUUUGGUGUGCCAGCUACUAUAGUUUCGGAUAAUGGAACUCAAUUUACUAGCAGGAGUGUGAAGAGUUUCUGUUCAGAAAUGGGCAUUGAGUUGCGAUUUGCUUCAGUAGAACACCCACAGUCUAAUGGGCAGGUAGAAUCUGCUAACAAGGUGGUUCUAAAUGGUUUGAAGAAGCGAUUGGGCGAAGCAAAGGGAUUGUGGGCCGAUGAAUUAUUAACUGUAAUCUGGGCAUAUAACACCACUCCUCAGUCUACUACUGGCGAGACACCUUUCAAGUUGGCUUAUGGAGUGGAUGCGAUGAUUCCAGCAGAGGUUCAGGAUGUGACUUUUAGGGUGGCUACGUACAGUGAAGAUCAGAAUGAUGCUAAUAGGCUGGUGGACAUAAAUUUGGUGGAAGAAACUCAAGCAGCAGUUCGUCUAAGACAGGCAUUGGUGAAACAGAGGUCAGAAAGGCGAUAUAAUUCAAGGGUAGUUCCAAGGCAAAUGAAGGUUGGCGAUCUGGUGUUACGCAGAAAGGCUAAGGGACUGGACGAUUCAAAGCUAUCACCAAACUGGGAAGGACCAUACAGGAUCUUAAGGGAAUUAGGCCAAGGGGCGUAUCAUUUGGAGGAAUUGUCAAGGCGAAGAAUUCCAAGAGCUUGGAAUGCACAACAUCUCCGUUACUACUACAGUUGA